UGGUAACAUCAACGGUUUCGUUCUACUACAAUUGAAUAAAAAUAAAGAGAUAGAAAAGUUAAUUUAGUCAAAGCAAAAUCUUAUUAUUCGAAGAUCAAGAUGCCUACUUAUUUUGAAGGUGAUAUUGUCAUUUCGGGCAUUUCAGGCCGUCUGCCUGAAUCAUCAAAUAUUGAAGAAUUUAAGGAAAAUUUAAUGAAAGGGACAGACAUGGUCACUGAGGACGAGCGACGUUGGAAACCGGGUCUUUACGGUUCACCUUCUAGAUUUGGCAAACUUAAAAAUCUUCACAGUUUCGACGCUUCUUUCUUCAAGAUAUCUCCUAAACAAGCGCAUGUAAUGGAUCCGCAACUUCGCAUUAUGUUAGAAGUGACACAUGAGGCAUUGAUUGACGCUGGUGUCAAUCCUUCCACCUUGAAAAAAUCGCGUACCGGGGUGUUCAUUGGUGUUUCCACUUCCGAUGCGAAUGAUUUUUGGAAAACCAAGCCGGACGGUAAGUACAUUUUAAAACUUAUCGUGAAAAUUUUUACCCGUUAA
Messenger RNA from Camponotus floridanus (Florida carpenter ant), 534 nucleotides. RefSeq names its product fatty acid synthase-like. The coding region runs from base 100 to 534 and encodes 144 amino acids. Gene Ontology annotation, biological process: fatty acid biosynthetic process. Gene Ontology annotation, molecular function: fatty acid synthase activity. The transcript has 3 exons. NCBI's taxonomy places the organism in Eukaryota, Metazoa, Arthropoda, Insecta, Hymenoptera, Formicidae. The record is from RefSeq and is a predicted model, not a curated record.